Molecule: messenger RNA, 348 nt
Organism: Arabis nemorensis
Lineage: Eukaryota; Viridiplantae; Streptophyta; Magnoliopsida; Brassicales; Brassicaceae
Source: the annotation of a GenBank genome assembly
AUGGAACAAGAUGCAGAGAGAAGCACCAGCACCACCACUAUUGUUGAGUCAACCCCUGAAGGGCCGGGAUUAGAUCCGAUAGCACGAGUGAGGAAGCUCUUGUUCCGCCAAAUGCUCGUUGGAAUCAAAGACGGGAGAUUCUUCCUUGGCAAUUUCCAUUGCAUUGACAAACAAGGAAACAUAAUUCUCCAAGACACGGUUGAGUAUCGCAGCAUAAGAAGAUCGUCUCCUUCGCCUACCGAACAACGUUGUCUCGGUAUGAUCUUAAUCCCUUCCUCUUGUAGGACGUCUUGCCAUGUCGAUUGCUCUAUCGAGGAACAGCUUUCACUAGUUCAGCUGAAAGAGUAA